Messenger RNA from Galleria mellonella (greater wax moth), 2386 nucleotides. RefSeq names its product ER lumen protein-retaining receptor (gene KdelR). The record is from RefSeq and is a predicted model, not a curated record. Gene Ontology annotation, biological process: endoplasmic reticulum to Golgi vesicle-mediated transport; protein retention in ER lumen. Gene Ontology annotation, molecular function: ER lumen protein retrieval receptor activity. NCBI's taxonomy places the organism in Eukaryota, Metazoa, Arthropoda, Insecta, Lepidoptera, Pyralidae. The transcript has 5 exons. Bases 51 to 689 code for a protein of 212 amino acids. Gene Ontology annotation, cellular component: cis-Golgi network; membrane; endoplasmic reticulum.
GAAAAAGUAUACGCGGCGUACUUAGAGUGAAGUUUUGUUAAAUAAGAAUCAUGAAUAUAUUUCGUUUAUGUGGUGAUUUAUCUCACCUAUUAGCUGUAAUAAUAUUAUUACUUAAAAUCUGGAAAACAAGAUCAUGUGCAGGCAUUUCUGGAAAGUCUCAGAUACUUUUCUCUGUAGUAUAUACUACCAGAUAUGUUGAUUUGUUGACGACAUUCAUUUCGCCGUAUAACACUAUAAUGAAGGUGGUCUUCAUCGUUGCUUCCUACGCGACUGUUUAUUUGAUGUAUGUUAAGUUUAAAGCGACAUAUGACCAUAAUCAUGAUACCUUCAGGAUUGAAUUCUUGUUGAUCCCAUCGCUUAUUCUGGCACUACUUAUUCAUCAUGAGUUUACAGUUAUGGAGGUUUUAUGGACAUUUUCAAUUUACUUAGAAGCAGUGGCUAUUUUACCUCAGCUGUUCCUUGUAUCGAAAACAGGAGAGGCAGAAAGUAUCACAUCACAUUAUUUGUUUGCUCUUGGCAUGUACAGAACACUUUAUCUAUUCAAUUGGGUAUACCGCUACGUUUUUGAGGGGCAUUAUGAGUUGAUUGCUAUUAUUGCUGGAAUUGUGCAGACUGUACUAUACUGUGAUUUUUUCUAUCUCUAUAUUACAAAAGUUCUCAAAGGAAAGAAGUUGCAGCUGCCAGCUUAAGUUAUAUGCAAUGUAAGGCAUUGCAAAUAGAAAAAAACAAUAUGACGAAAAUAUCUGUGAAGGUGUUUUAUAAUUAGCCAAUAAAUUACCUAAGAUCUAGAUGUACAUUGUCUGUACACUUGUGAAAAUGUUGAUUACUAAAGGCAGUUAGUUAUGUGUGAUGAUGAUGAAUUAAUAGUCUAACCUAACCAUGUACUAUAUUAGUUUCUAGCACAAUAUUCAUAAUGAGAAACCAAUGAUUAAAUAAAUAUUAGAUAAAUACAGCUGAAUUGUAUCUGGUUACUAACAUGCAUUGAAUUUUUUUCCAUUAAAUAUUUGAUGUCUUCUAGUGACGAUAUAAUUUUUUUAUUUGAGAAAAAUUCAUGUUGUGUAUAAUUUUAUAACGAAUGUCUAACACUAGAAUAUUCUGAUUUUGUUUACAAUAUGUAACAUUAAAUAUUUUUUCAUAUAAAUAUUUGUAGUUAAAAAAAAGUAAUUCUUCACUGAUUUAUGUACAUAGGCUUACAAUGAUGUUCAAAAAUUAAAGAAACCGUACUCCCGUAGAUAUUAUUUUUAUUCACACAAUUUGCUCUAAAAACUGAAUUAAUUGAUAAUAUAAUGUGUACUCUUGUGAUGUGCGAUAAUAUAUAUGCAGCUAUAACUUGAUGUUUUGCAUAUUACUUCCUGUGACAGGAAUUAUUAAUUUCAAUAUGAAUAGAAAGGGUGUUAACACCAAUAAAGAUAGUGGCUGUUAAUUUCGAAUUCAUUGACAUACAAUAAUCCGCUUAUAAAAAUCACUGAUAAUGCUAAUGAGAUAGAUCUAUAUAAAAGAAUUUUACAAUUUAUUAGCGUCUGUAUAGAUUGACAAGGAAAAGGGUUACUUAAUAAUGUUGAAUAUUCGAAACUCAGUCACGUCUUCAGGUCGUCGGCUAUAUAUAACCGUAUAUUUCAGAUAAAUAGAUUUGUACAAAUUUUCAGUUAAAAAAAAACAUACCAGCCCUGCUUUUGUAUAAAUCUUUAAUAUAUUUAUUACUGAAACAUUUUUAUUUUUUAAUAUGAUGUCUUUCCUAUAAUUAAUCGAUAUAAAAAUUAUAUAAGGAAAUUUUAUUGUCGUAUCUUGAAUCGGUAAAAAUAUAAGUUUAUACAUAAAUAAGUUUAGUAUUAUCUAUAAUAUUAUCAGAGUGCAUUUGUAUGGUGUUUGACAUGCUUUGCAAGUACUGUCAUACAAUGUAUGGGAUGUUUCUUAAUCCACAUUCCUUCCAUACAUUGUCACACAACAAUAAAUAAAUAUAUUUAUAUAAGAAUUAAGUUCUUAUUUAUAAUGUAAGCCAAUGAAGGCGAUUGCAAUUGUGUAUAGACAUGUGGGCAAGUCAUUUUUAUAAUAUUUAAUUUUUCUAAAUAUAAAAGGUCUUAGUAGUUUAGAUUCUGCCCACGUUAAUAGACAAACUAUUGAUUCUGGUUAAUGAUUGUGUCACUAAAUAUUACGUGAGGAUUAGUAUGAAAGUAACUUCAAUAAUUGUUUUCAUUUCGGUAUUGCUACAAAUAUUAUUUGUAUUGACAAAUUAUUGGUAUAAAAGUGUCAAUUUAUUAAAAACAUGUUUGCUAUUGAUGGUAAUCAGUAAAACAGAUCAAACAAAAUUUUUUUUAAUAUACUUUUAAGAACUGAAUGUAAUUUCUUGCAAUAAGUAUUCCUAAAUAAAUAAAAAUUACGAAGUGAA